Molecule: messenger RNA, 1197 nt
Organism: Monomorium pharaonis (pharaoh ant)
Lineage: Eukaryota; Metazoa; Arthropoda; Insecta; Hymenoptera; Formicidae
Exons: 1
Coding region: 619-1155 (178 amino acids)
Source: RefSeq, a predicted model, not a curated record
GGGGCUCUGCGUGGGUGGACCGUAUGUUUCCCUAGCUGCUCGUGGGAACAAAAUGGAGAUGGAAAAAUUAAAACUUUUAAAACUCACUGAAGACACCCCGAUGGAGGCUUCGCCUGAGGACUCUGGAAGGGUGGAAGAAACGGGAUCGGGAGCCGAACGGACCACUGUGGGCACGGGAAGCACCGAGACUGCGGAGGGGGGGGGGUGGUUUCGAGUGCUGAGCGGGCCCCUAGGGGCACGGGAGGCACCGAAGCCGCAACGGACGAACCGGCGAAGGAAGAGGAUCUUUGCAAAAAGAAACUCUCCGGAGCCGCGAAGAGGAGGAGGGCUCGGGAGCGGAAGGGGGGGGUUCGGGACCAGGCUCAGGCCGGGACUGAGACUGGGCCCUCGCCGGCUGUUCCGGGGACCUCUUCUUCCUCGUCCUCGAUUAUCCCCCAGACGCCGAUUGGGGGGCCUCCGGGGAACUCCGGCAAUAAACGCCGGAAGGACCCCGAUGGGACCCCGCAGUCGGCAGAAGGGGCGAAAAAGAAGCAGAAGGUCCAGGGGACCCAUGCUUACGUUGACGCCGCGGACCCUCUGACGAGGGUGAUUGUCGAGGAGGGGUACCCGGAUGCUGCGAUGACUGCUGAGCAGCUGUCGCAGCUGAGAGGUGCGGUCUUCAAGGAGAUCCAGGGGAUCCGAGAGGGUACCCUGCCCAGAUUUGACAGCACCACUCUGAGAGGGGGGGCUGCGGUGGUGAGGUGCGCGGAUGCGGAAUCCCUGAAAUGGCUCGAGAGCCGGAUCGGGGGCAUCGUGCCGUGGGAGGGCGCCAAGCUUGGGGUGGCGGGACUGGAGGUGCUGCAAAAGCAGUACAGGGCUGCGGUGUGGGUCCCGGGACCUCCCGUGGGCGCGGCUGCGGUCCUGGGGCUGCUGGAGCGGCAGAAUCCGGGGAUCGUUACCUCAGGCUGGCGUGUCUAUGCUGAGAAUGUGGGGGCUACCUGCGAGGGUAGAAACCUCAUUCUCGGCAUCCCCCAGUCCAGCGUCAACAAGCUUAAGGCGCUGGACUUUAAGCCCCAUCUUGGGAUGGACCGGGUCACUUUUAAAGUGACCGGUCCAUCCCAGGAGGGGGCGGGAAAGGGUAGGGAGGGGCCCGAUCCAAAGGUCUCGUCUUCGUAGUGGGCCUGACCGGGGUAGGCUUCACCCAAAUCAACUUGCACC